AUGAAUCACAUAUUACAAACAUGUCUUUUGAAGAAUUUAAAUCUUUAUUAGAAAAUGAUAAAAAAAACAUUUUAGAUUAUUGUGAAGCUAAAUUGCCAGAUAAAGAAAAUUUUUUAAAUAAUAUUUUAGAAAAUAAUAAAGAUUCAGAUUUAUUAAUGUAUAAAGGUUUUGUUUAUAGUUUUUUAAGAAAUAAAAAUGUAAUCGAUGAAAUAGUUAAUGAAUUAAACGCAAAUACAAAAAAUAAAAAUUUUUAUAAAUUAGUAGGAUCUACAUUUGUGAAAAAUCCAAUUAAAUGCAAUCAAGAAUAUAAAAAUAUAUGUACAUCUGAAAUGAUAAAAAUGUUAGAAACAGAAGUUGAUUGCAAUACUUUAACAACAAAUAGAAUAUAUAAUUCUUUAUUCAAAAAUGAAUAUUUUAAUAAAUUAGUUAAAUUUAAUAUUGAUGAAAUUAAUGAUAUACAUGCACAAAUAGCAUUACGAAAACAACAAAUACAAAAUUAUUGUGAAAUUGAGUUUUUAAUAGAUGAUUUUUCAACAAAUAAUAGAUUUGAAAACUUUAUGAAAGUUGAAUUAUUAAAAAUAUCAGAAGCUUUAAAACAUAAUCAACUUUUUACACCAGAAUCUUCUAAAUCAACAAAUAUAUCAAAUGAUGCUAAAAAGGAAUUUAACAAAAGACAAUUAAAAAUAUUAGGUGAAGAAGAAGUUCCAGAAAUAUCAGAUCCAAUAUCUGAAAGUUCUGAUAAUUUUAAUAAACUUGAAAAUAAAAUAAAAAAUAUUGAAUUAUCUGAUAUAUUAAAAUUAGAUGAUAAUAAUAACAUUUAUCAAAAAAUUAUUAACUCUAAUUUACCUGAAAAGGAUAUUCCAAAACUACAAAAAUUAAGAAAAGAACAAUUAAAUAAAUUAAUAGAAAAACAAUAUAAUGAAUUAGAAAAUAUAAUAAAUACUUCAAAAGAUAUAGAUGAGUUAAAUAAAUUAAAAUCUAUAAUUAAAAAAUUAGAAAAUAAUCAAUUAGAAAAAAUUAAUAAUCUUAAACCUAUUGAAAAACCAGAAAGUAUUUUAUUUAAUGAAUUAAAAGAACAAAUUAAAAAUAUUGAUUUAUCAAAUACAGAAAAAUUACUUGAUAGUAAUGAUUUACAUCAAACAAUUAUUAAUUCAAAUUUACCAUCAAAUGAUAUUGCUGAUUUAGAAAAUUUAAGAAAUGAAAAAUUAAAACAAUUAACAAAUAAACAAUAUAAUCAAUUUGAAAAUUUAUUAAAUUCAUUAGAAUCUGAAGAAGAUUUGGAAAAUUUAAAAAAUUAA
Cetraspora pellucida is the source of this 1298-nucleotide messenger RNA. NCBI's taxonomy places the organism in Eukaryota, Fungi, Glomeromycota, Glomeromycetes, Diversisporales, Gigasporaceae. The record is from the annotation of a GenBank genome assembly.